Messenger RNA from Protomyces lactucae-debilis, 1809 nucleotides. RefSeq lists its product as uncharacterized. The coding region runs from base 237 to 1622 and encodes 461 amino acids. The record is from RefSeq and is a predicted model, not a curated record. Lineage: Eukaryota; Fungi; Ascomycota; Taphrinomycetes; Taphrinales; Protomycetaceae. The transcript has 2 exons. Gene Ontology annotation, molecular function: protein binding.
GACCAAAGACUCGACAAAGAGCACAGACAAGAGACGGGGACACCUGUGCGCCCUUGCUCACUGGCACUUUCAGCAGCUAUGGGAUUCCUUGUUAGCUUCAAAGACCGCGUUCUGACUAUCGAAGAAGGUGCGCCGCUCCAUAUUGCUUCUCACAAGACUAAUCCUGCCAAGGAGAGACAGUCUUGAUUGGUCGCCAGGAUUCCAGAGACGGCGCAAAGACUGCAGCUCGAGACAACAUGCUCUUCAAGUCUUCUGUUGUGUCGCGCAAUCAUGCGCAGCUCCAUGUGAUCAAUAAUCUUCUCAUCCUGCAGGAUCUUGGAUCGACCCAUGGAACCUAUGUGAAUUCCGAGCAACUCACAGACAAGUAUCUCGUUACCACCAUUACAAGUGUCACAGGACUCUCAAAGACGACGCGAAAAGCUGUAGAACUAUCUUCAGGUGAUACUCUCCAGUUUGGCACAAACGUGGUCAAGGGUGAUGCCAACUAUCACUGCAUCUCAGACAUCGUCAAUAUCUCUGCAGCACCUCAGACGCCGCCUCGCCAGGUAUCCAAAGCAGCAGAGCCAUCGUCGACCAAGACGCUCACUCCGCCACCUCGUUCGUACGGCUUGCCUGAACCUGAGCAGCAAGCCAAGUGCAUCAAUCGUGCUACCUCGCCAGAAGAUCCUCACGAUGUGUCAGAAUCAUCGUCCACCAAAUUACCGGCUGCCACUCGUGACGUUACCUGUGGUGCAGACACGUCGCGUGCUGAUGCUUCCUCCGAAGGAGCUGCAGGACCUGUAGCAGCAACACCACAGCACGAAACAGUACCACCUGAUGAAGAGAAUCCAGUGGACACGCCAAGUGAGAUGACUGCUGAAGCACAGCCCAAGCUUGCAACCAAGGACGUGGAUUUUGAUAUCCUGGCCGCAGAAGAUCACGACGACAUGGAUCAGUCGAGCGACCAAGACGAACACACGGACGAAAACAUGUCUAAUACUGAUGAGACAUCCGGGUCUGCGCCUCAAUCAUUAUUGACAGGUCAGUUGCUCGCAAUGUUCGGAUACCGAGGCUGGCAAUUGUUAGAAGCGUUCGAGACACUCGACGAGCAUCGCAAAUUCAACUUCUUGGAAACCGCCAUCGAUGCUGUUUGGCAUUUUCUCUCGCAUGCCAAAGUUCCGUGUAAUGAGGACGAGGGUAAUGAUGAGACGGCCUUUGUCGCAUACACAAAUACUUUUGGUCCGAUGCUGGAGUAUCUACGCAAAAUGGAAAAGAUGAGGCAAGACAGUGACAGCGGCGACACUGAAGCGAGUAGCCAGACGACUCCCUCACCCAGCGGAUCUGCAGUGCACCAGGUGACGCACCAGAAUUUGCACGAUUCUGCCCUCGUGACGGUGCUCAAUCAUAAGAAGCGAACGAUUGAGGAAGCAGAGCUUCCUGCUCCUGAAGAAGAAUCCGAGCCUGAUGUGUCUGAGAUGGCAGUAUCCAUCAAGAUCCGCGAGAAGUCUGCUGACUCUGCUUCGCCAUUCAAGAAACAAAAAAUCAUUGACUCUCCCGGCAAGCACUCAUCAGCCAAGUCCUUUGCAACCGGAAUGGUCUUUGGCGGCGUUUUGACACUUGGUGCGCUCAUUUCCUUGGGAUAGAUGCGGAGAGAUGUCUUGACUUGACGCGCUGAAGCGAUUGCGAUGGUACCUUUUUUCCCUUAGCGUGUCUUUGUCGUAUUUGCUAUGAGAGUGUUAUUUGUCUUAUUUUCCCCGUACGAUGAGUAUCCUAGAUUAUGGAGGAACCCUCGUAUCUUGUCUCUCAGGCUGCCGACCUUUGUUGUGACAG